Messenger RNA from Marchantia polymorpha subsp. ruderalis, 2339 nucleotides. Lineage: Eukaryota; Viridiplantae; Streptophyta; Marchantiopsida; Marchantiales; Marchantiaceae. The record is from the annotation of a GenBank genome assembly.
CGCGUGCGAUCGGGGGUCUGGAAUCAGUAUGAUAGCUCGUAUGUGAAUGGUGUAUGUACAGAACACAAGUGUUGCGAGUCUUGCGACUGCUCUAUUGAUCUUCUCGAGAGACCCAGACCGAGAACGAGCAAGCGAGCGGUACAGUACAGGAGUGUGCUGUACACGAGGAAGGACGUAAAAGAGAGGAGAGGACACGAAACGGAGGACAAGGCUGAUCAGCCGGAGAGAGAGAGAGAGAGAGGAGAGGAGGACGAGGAAGAAAGAGAAGGACGUGGGGAGAAGUAGAAGAAGUAUCCAUUUCCCGUCUUUCGAUCGGUCGAUCCUGCUGCUUAUCGGUAGAGCAGGCAUCGAUCGGUAUCAGUGAAGCUUGGCAUGAUGGACUCGCUGGAUGCGGUGGUGACGCAGGUGCAGGCGCUGAGCGGAAGCGCCGAUGAUUGUGUGCAUUUAGCCGGGUUGUUGAAGCAAUCAGAGAGCGUGCUCGCAGUGCACGCGCCGCGCUUGCUAUAUGCUUUAGCAGCCCUGGACCCUGCCAAGCAUUCCCUUGGCUAUCUUUAUCUCCUCGAAGCACACUCAUCAGGCACUUUAUCAAAGGAACAAGCCGGGAGUUUCGUAGUUGCGGCAUCAAAUUUUCUUACUGUAUGUUCAGCAGAUCAAAUACGACUUGCCAUUGACAAAUUUAAUAUCCUUUGUCGAAGACUGAAGGAUCAGGCAAUGCAAAUGAUGGAGCCUAGUUGUGCAAUUCUACCACUGUAUGCAGCGAUUCGCAAAUCUCAGCCUUCCUCCGAGUACCUUACACCACUUCACGCCGAUUAUCUCCUGCUAUGCUUACUAUCGAAGUGCUACAAAGCAGGCCUUAAUAUUUUGGAAGAUGAUAUUUUUGAGAUUGAUCAGAAAAGAACUGGUCUAAUGCCACGUGAUUUUCUCCUGCAUUGUUACUAUGGUGGAAUGCUAUACAUUGGUCUCAAACGGUUUGGCAAGGCACUGGAGUUUUUCCAGCAUGCAAUUACUGCUCCUGCAACAGUGCUGAAUGCCAUUACAAUUGCAGCGUACAAGAAGUUUGUUUUAGUUUGUCUCAUUCACAACGGUCAGGUUCCACCGUUCCCAAAAUACACUCCCUCAGUCGUGCAAAGGAAUCUCAAGUCCUGUGCUCAGGAUUACUUCGAUCUAGCUAAUUUGUAUAACAGUCGAAAUAUCAUGGAUGUAAAACGCUGCGUCAAUGCACAUGAAGACGUUUUCAAAAAUGACACAAAUUUGGGGCUUGCAAACCAAGUCAUUGCUUCGCUGUACAAGCGUAACAUUCAAAGGCUUACUCAAACGUACCUUACUCUCUCGUUACAAGACAUUGCCGAUACCGUGCAACUUGAUGGACCAAAAGAAGCAGAAUUGCAUAUUCUCCAAAUGAUCCAAGAUGGCGAGAUUUUUGCAACAAUAAACCAGAAAGAUGGAAUGGUUAGCUUUCAAGAGGACCCCGAGCAGUACAACACUCGAAAAAUGGCUAACAUGCUUGAUUCUGAGAUCCAACAUAUCAUACGUCUUGCAAAGAAGCUGUCUUCUGUCGACGAGCAAGUUUUAUGUGAUCAAAAUUACUUGAGCAAGAUUGGCAAAGAUAGACCUCGGUACGAUCCCGAUGACUUCGAGCUUGUGCCACAGAAAAUGUACACUAAUUUGUGAGGCUGUCAAACCUGGUUGUUCGUAACUUGAUUCGGUUUCAAACCGGACUCUGCCUUGUGAUGACAUGGGGAAGCGCACUUCCUACUUAAUCAAGCUACUCUUCGCGGAUUAGUUCUAUGAGUUUGUCUUAUUAUGUCUUUCUGUCAUACACAUGUCUGUUUUGUGAAUAGCAUCAUUCUUUUGAGGAAGUGAUCUUUCUGCAGACAUGUGUUCCCAAGGCAACACUGAUGAGAAUUCUUCCUUACCAAUCUGAGCAUCUCUUGUCUAUUGGUACAAGUUACAAGUUCUGAUCACAAGUCAGUCGGUAAUUCCCACUCAUACACAACAUCUACUGUCACUCUUGUGGUUAGAAAGGUCUGUGAAUCCACUGUACUUUUGGAGCUGUCUCUUGCUGUUGAACUGGACGUUUCUGAUAUUAACUGCGAAUUCUCCGUAGCGGUUAUUGUAUUUUCUGAAAGAUCUACAUCACACUUGUCCUAUACGCACUUACAUAGAAACUAGCAAUUUGACAUCAUUAGUCUUAAGGGUUAUACCGUUUAGUAAAACUUUUUUUAAGAGCCUUUUGAGAUAUGCUAAGCCGUUGAGGGAUGAACAGUUGAUUAUUAUGUUAGCCUUGCUGGAUCGAAUGUAAAAUUGAGAGCCUUUUGAGAAAUGUUAAGCCGUUGGGG